AUGUUUAUCCCAAUAUUCUACGGUCUCAGCGUGCUAUGCGCUUUACUAUUCUACUAUACAAGGACCAAGGUAGAAACUUGUGAAGAUGCGAACUUUAAAGGUUUCCAAAAGACCUAUAUUACUGUCUAUUUGUUGGCUGUUGCUGGUGAUUGGCUGCAAGGACCUCAUGUCUAUGCUUUGUAUGACAGCUAUGGAAUGACAAAACAUCAAAUUGAGAUCCUUUUCAUUGCUGGCUUUGGUUCAUCUUUACUUUUUGGCACAAUCAUUGGCUCAUUUGCGGACAAAUUUGGUCGUCGAAACAAUUGUCUUCUUUACGCUUUAUUGUAUGGUGGCGCUUGUGUAACGAAACAUUUCAAUGACAUCAAUAUUUUAAUGAUUGGACGAUUUCUUGGUGGUAUCGCGACGUCAAUUCUCUAUUCAGCUUUCGAAAGUUGGCUUGUUUUCGAGCAUAAUAAGCGUGGCUUCAGCGAUGAUCUCUUGGGCACAGUGUUCUCAAAUGCAGCUUUGGGCAACUCUCUUGUCGCCAUUCUUUCCGGUGUCGCUGCUCAAAUGGCUGCUGAUACUUUUGGCUAUGUUGCUCCAUUUGAUUUGUCAAUGUUAGUGUUGGGUGUAAUGUUUUUCCUUGUCUAUGGUACAUGGACUGAAAACUAUGGAAAUGAAUCAGCAGCUCUUCAGCAUUCAUUUAAAGAAGCUGCGAAUACGAUUAGAAAUGAUGUAAAAGUGCUUUGUCUUGGACUAGUUCAAUCGCUUUUUGAAGGAGCUAUGUACACUUUUGUACUCGAAUGGACUCCAGCUUUAUCACAAGCAACUGAAGGUUCAUCAAUUCCUCAUGGAUAUAUUUUUGCUGCUUUCAUGGUCGCUACAAUGAUGGGCUCAUCAAUUUUCAAAAUCAUCUCCAAGCGGAAAAGACCUGAGGAUUUUAUGAGAUACGUUCUCUUUAUCGCAGCGAUUUGUCUCUCCGUUCCAAUCUUCAUGCCCUCUUCAGGCAUCUCCAUUUUCAUCGGAUUUCUCGUUUUUGAGGGUUGUGUAGGCAUUUUCUGGCCAGCAAUGGGUUUCUUGCGGGGUGUUUAUGUGCCUGAAGAAACUCGUUCCACUACAAUCAAUCUCUUCCGAAUCCCCCUCAAUCUCAUCGUCGUUUUCAUUCUCUUACAAAACUUCUCAAUGUUGGCAAUCUUUCACUUCUGUGUCUUCUUCCUUUUAUUGGCUGCUUGUGCUCAGCAUGUUCUCUACAAGCACAGCUUGGUUGAAACAAAGCACCUUCCCGUCAAAGUGAGUCAAGAUGAUCAAUAU
Mesorhabditis belari is the source of this 1290-nucleotide messenger RNA. NCBI's taxonomy places the organism in Eukaryota, Metazoa, Nematoda, Chromadorea, Rhabditida, Rhabditidae. The record is from the annotation of a GenBank genome assembly.